Messenger RNA from Limulus polyphemus (Atlantic horseshoe crab), 6158 nucleotides. Its product is annotated as kinesin-like protein KIF21A. Gene Ontology annotation, biological process: microtubule-based movement; mitotic spindle organization. Lineage: Eukaryota; Metazoa; Arthropoda; Merostomata; Xiphosura; Limulidae. The transcript is spliced from 19 exons. Gene Ontology annotation, molecular function: microtubule binding; ATP binding; microtubule motor activity. The record is from RefSeq and is a predicted model, not a curated record. The coding region runs from base 187 to 2946 and encodes 919 amino acids.
GCAUAUGAGGCGAAGGUUAUAUAGUCUUAAUGCAGUAACUUGUUUGGUAGAAACGUGGGUAUGUUGUUGUCAGAAGGUAAUGGUGGUUGUGAGUUAGAAUGGUUGACGUUGGCUCAGUUCGAAAUAGAAACGUGAUAAGUAAAACACCUGUGUUGUGUCAUUCUAAUUUUUGAGAUAUAGUAAAAUAUGGCCGACGAUACAAGUGUUAGAGUUGCAGUUCGAAUUCGCCCUCAGGUUCCACGGGAGAUCAUUGACAUGUGCCAUGUUUGUACAACCGUGGCUUCCGGAGAACCUCAGGUUUGGCUUGGAAAGGACAAGGCUUUUACCUUUGAUCAUGUUUUUGACAUGCCAAGUUUACAGGAAGAAGUAUAUUACACUUGUAUAAAGGAUCUUAUAGAAGGAUGCUUUGAUGGGUAUAAUGCAACUGUCUUUGCCUAUGGCCAGACUAGUUCUGGUAAAACGUAUACCAUGGGCACUGGCUUCAAUCUUAGCCUUAAUGCUGAGGAGAGAGGAAUUAUACCACGAGCUGUGGAACACUUGUUUAUAGGAAUCCAUGAACGGCAGAGACAAGCACGUGAAAAGGGAGAGCCACCACCAGAGUUUAAAGUGAAUGCUCAGUUUAUGGAGCUGUAUAAUGAGGAAAUCAUUGACUUAUUGGAUCCAGCAAAAGAAGCAGAAGAAAGAGUAAAGAAGUCUCAGAUCAAAAUACAUGAAGAUUCUAAAGGAGAUAUUUACACGGUUGGAGUCACUACUCGUAAUGCUUCCUCUCCAGAGGAGACUCUGCAAUGUUUGAAAAAUGGAGCCUUAUCCAGAACCACAGCAAGCACAAAUAUGAAUGCUCAAUCAUCCCGCUCACAUGCAAUUUUUACACUACACAUUAAACAGCAACGAGUGGUCUUUAUGGAGCCUCCUGAAUCUAAUAUCUCUGAUGAAAAUCUUGAUAAACCAGCUCCUACUCAGAAUGGGGAAGUAUUGAAUGAGUUUGAAACACUGACUGCUAAGUUUCACUUUGUGGAUCUUGCGGGCUCUGAGAGGCUUAAGAGAACUGGAGCAACUGGUGAUAGGGCCAAAGAAGGAAUAUCGAUAAACUGUGGGCUUUUGGCUCUUGGAAAUGUCAUUUCAGCAUUAGGAGACAAGUCACGUAAAGUCACUCACGUUCCUUACAGAGAUUCAAAACUUACAAGGUUACUUCAGGAUUCCUUAGGAGGGAACAGCCGAACUUUGAUGAUAGCUUGUAUUUCACCAUCUGAUCGAGAUUUUAUGGAAACACUAAACACAUUGAAGUAUGCCAACCGAGCAAAGAAUAUCAAGAACAGGGUAAUGGUUAAUCAGGAUAAAUCCAGUCAAACAAUUUCCCUGCUCCGUCGUGAAAUCCAGCAACUGCAGUUAGAGUUAAUGGAAUAUAAACAGGGAAAGAGGCUUGUUGGAGAAGAUGGAACAGAACAAAUUAACGACAUGUUCCACGAGAACACAAUGUUACAAACUGAAAACAAUAAUCUUAGGACUCGUAUUAAGGCAUUACAGGAAACAGUAGAAAGACUGACUGUUAGAAACACGGAGCUGUUGGCAGAAAAAGAGGCCGGAACCUGGAUAACCUCAGGCAAAGACCCAUCAGAAUCGGAUAUUAAAGAAAUGAUACAGGGCUAUCUCAAAGAGAUAGAAGACCUGAGGGCUAAACUCAUGGAAUCUGAGGGGAUGUGUGUCCAGUUUCGAAGGCAGGUCCAACGAUCUCCAACUCGUCACUCACUAAGUCCAACCUUGGCUGCAGUAUCUGUUGUGGGUCAUUAUGAUAUUGGGGUUGACAGUGAAGCUCCAUCUGUGCAUGAACUUUUAGUGGAAGCUAAGCGGGAUGUGCAUAAGCUGAAGAAGAAAACGAAAAUUUUAAAAGAAGGAAAUAUUAACCCUUACACUGGCAAACCUGUGCAGGGAAGAAAUGCCCCACUGGUCUGUACCCAUGUGGCUGAAGGUCACAGCAAAGCUGUACUGUCUGUGGUAGCCACUAACGAUGUGUUAUUUAGUAGUUCAAAAGAUCGAACAGUGAAAGUGUGGGAUCUUCAAACUGGAAGAGAGAUUCAAACCCUUGGUGGUCAUCCAAACAACGUAAAUGUAGUACGUUACUGUGAAUACACUCGCUUAGCAUUUAGUGUCUCCACGGCAUACAUUAAUGUGUGGGAUGUCCGAGAAAAUCCCUCGCGCUGUGUCAAGACACUUUGCUCCUCUGGGUUGACAAAUACUGGACCUAUGCUGUUUAACACUCCAUCAAGGACAAUACAGUUGCCUCAAGGUGAAACACAGAUCAAUGAUAUCUUACUCAAUCAGUAUGGAACAGUUCUGUUUUCUGCAGCAGGCAACAUAGUUCGGAUCUGGGACCUGAGAAUGUUUCACAGCAUAGGCAAACUUACUGGAGGCCAUCAGGCUGCAGUGAUGUGUCUAGCUCUUGAUUGUGUGAGAGAGGAUAACAAGUUGGUUAUUACUGGCUCAAAAGAUCAUUAUAUAAAGGUGUUUGAGGUCAUAGAUGGUGCCAGUGGAGUCCUGACCCCUAAACUUAAUCUAGAACCUCCCCACUAUGACGGAAUCCAGUCCCUUGCUGUUCACGGAAAAUACUUGUUUUCUGGUUCUCGGGACAUGUGCAUCAAGAAAUGGGAUCUUAGUAACCAGUGUUUGGUCCAGUCACUGAACCAAGCCCACAAAGAUUGGGUAUGUGGGCUGAGCUUUUUGCCAAACAGCAACACACUGCUCAGUUGUUGUCGUGGUGGAUUUAUUAAACUGUGGUCUGCAGACAGGUGCCAGUUAGUAACUGAAUUAAAGGCUCACAAUGCACCCAUUAAUGCCAUAACGACCAACUCCUCAUUUGUCUUCACAGCAUCAAAUGAUUAUACUGUGCGUAUGUGGCAUGCACGUGAUGUUUCGCCAGAGAUCAGUAGUUUUGGAAAUGGAAGACUAUAACAGCGAGAGAUGAACAGUUAAGAGAGAAAUGGAAGAAUGCUACUAAAUAUCCUAGAUGGGGUUUUAGGAACAAGAAAAUGGUAACCAUGGAAACAUUGUUUGUUUUUAUUAAGGAGAUAACAUCAGCUAACAGUAUCCUGUUUCAUAGAAUUUUCAAGUUCCAGUGAAACAAAUGUUAUCAUGCAUAUUAAUGUGUGUUUUCAUUUUGUGGAUUUUCAGGGGUAUUACUUGUAAUGUCAGUUCUUUUUAAAAUGUUCAAGAAAUGAUUUAGAUAAAAAGAUUGUAGCUGUUGGAAUUUCAAGAACAAUAAGAAUUUGGGAUGUUUCCCAAUUCUGUUACCAAGAAGCCAAUGUUUAGGAACUAAAAACUAUUUGACAUUAUAUAUAAUUCCAUGUGUUUAGAGUCUUAACUUAUUAUUUUGUCUAAUUUAGGAAACUGUAUAGGAUAAUUCUAAGUUAUUUGUUCUCUGCAACAUGAAUCUUGCACUAUUAUUAACAAUAUUGUACAGUAAUAAAAAAUAUAGUUUUUAAAAGUUUCCUAGGGUCAGGUCUUCAAACCACAAAAAUCUUAAUCUCUAAAACACCUUUUGAAAAACUUGUAGCAAAGGACUAUUUAUUUGUUUUGUUUUUCAAAAUAUAACUCAAAUGUGCUAAAAAAUUCAUUUUUAACAUACUGACGAGUGAUGUUUGUGGCAAAAAUAGGUUUUUGAUAUUGAUAGUCUCAGACUAAUGUUUCUUCCAUCUUUCAAAAUGUAUAAAACUAUGAAUUUUUAUAGUAUUUGCUGUGGUUAGUUGAUAUUGUAUAAAAGAAAGUUCCUACUAAUGUUAUAAUUUAAACUAGUUAGUAGGUGUAGUUUGACUUUAAAUCAGAUAACCUAGGUCCCAAUAGACACAAUAAAUUUAAAGUUUUGUUUUAAAGAUUGUUUUCCAAAUGAUAAUACAGGAUUGAAAGUGUUUCUAUCAAGCUUUGGCUCAAGAACAUCUCCUAAAAGGCAGUAGUGUAAUGUUGAGACAGUGGGCAUCUUUAAAAUGUAGUCAAUUAUGCUCUGUCUUCUGGGUUGUAUUAUUGUACUUUUAAUUUUUCAGUUAUUUAUAAUGUAAAGUUUCCAGCUUGAUAGUUUUUGUAUAUGUUUUAUAUUUUAAAUUCCAUUCUGUGUAACAAUAAAUUCUAUUGAAGGGAUUGAACAUUUUAAAAACUUUUCCAACACUUACGCAAUGGUCAGUUCUCCCAAAAGGAUCAUCUCAACACAUUUUUCAUAAUGCUUCAAAUGAACAAUGUCUGCCUUGCACCCGUCCCAUUAGAUUUGUAUGAAUGAGAUAUAUCUUUAACAUGUGUAGUACAAGAAGACAAAUAUUUGUUGUGUGUGUAGAAUAACAGUCACCAUGAUAAAAAAUCAGGUUUUCCUUUCUACCAUGUUGAGUUAAAAUAUAAUAUCAGGAUAUUUACAAUGCGUUUUUCCCAUCUUUUUUUCCUCCCCUAACUCUGACUUCUUAGUAAUGUGAAAAUUGUUCUUUUAGCUAUUGAGUGUAAAAUAAAUACAAUACUGUAAGGCUGCUGUCAUUAAGUUUGGUUUUGAUAACAAUGUAAACAGAGUGGAAUCCUUAGGAAGGAUAUAAAACUAUUUAAUAUGUAGAAAGAAAUUGUUAGAAGUGUGAAAUUUACUGUAGAACACUUAAAGUAUAAACAGGGGAUAUUUUCCCUCUGUGAAAAAAGUGAGUGGUUAAAAUAAAUAUUUGUUAGUACAAAAUAUUUAAUUAGAAGUUGUAAAUAAUGCAUUAUUUAGAGUUUAAUUUCAUUAACUUCACAUGUUGUGGUAGGGACCAGGUUUGAAUAUUUACAGCUUACAUUAAAAAGGUUGUAAAUUUAACUUAAAAAAUGUAUUUCUUUUCUCAUUACUAAUUUUCUUAUUCUAGUUUUAUUUUUGUGGAGUUCAACUGUGUAUUAUUACCAUGUUUUGACUGGUAGACAACACUGAUUUAAUGAAGGUUGUGAUGAUUUUUCUUUUAAUGUUAUAGGCUUUUUUUGCCUGCAAUUAGUGAUUGAAAAAUUGGUUCCUAAUAUUAAUAUAUAGAUAAAUACUGAAGUUAAACCUGGUUUAAGAAUGUCAUGAGAGAAUGAUUAUUCAACAAACUAUAAUCUAGAAAUUCCAUUUCAGAAUUGCACCAUAUUAAUAAAAAUCUGCAAAAAAAACAGUAAGUUAACCUAUGGUAAGAUUUACGAAUUUCAUGAAAAAAUGGAUAAAAAACAUGUCUUGGUUUUGUUUAAUAUCAUUCCAGUUGGAACCAUAUUCAAUAAAUAAAUAAAAAACCAGGUGUUUACGACAAAGUCCAACAUAUUUUAAGUUAAUAAAACAUUGUGAUGAUAACUUUACUGAUAUUUUCAGUUUAUUUAAAAAAAUUACUUAUAGAACCAGAACUAAAAUUUAUAGCACUUUCAGCCAAUCAUAGUCAGAUAUUGAUGAUAGUCACUUCGAUAGUGCUGUGAAAACAAAUUUUACAGUAAUUACCUAUAUAGUUUGCUCUUAAACUCAGUAUCUUAAUGAAUCAUUGGAUGUGAUAAUUAAGUCUAAAAUAUGUUGAACAUUUUAAAAAAAAAGUUCCUGGGGCAAUAAGAAAUAUAUAUAUAAAAAAAAAACAUUAACCACUGCUAGCAUACUUUCUUUAUACUGCAGUGAGUAUAAACACAUUUCCUAAUUGUUCUCCAUAACUAUCAAAUUUAACUUAAUUUAAGAAAAGUUUUAAUCCAAACUGUAGUUUUAGUGUAAGGUAAGCUUUAUAAAGCUGGGACAAUGUAUAUAAGUAUAGAAAUAAAAGUUUAAUUAGUACAAUAAUGGGUUGCUUAUUCUAUUUCUUUUAUAUACAAGGCAAUGUGAUGAGUACUGUUUUCUGUUGUUAAGUAGAGCUACACUUGGCUAUCCAAUCAUGAGAAUCUUAUAAUGCUUUUCAGCAAAAUUUAAGUUUUAUAAGGUACGGUGAUAAUUCUUAAGAAAUCAAGAAAAUAAUUCCCACAGAAAAUUAUGGGUUUAAAAAGAGAAUUUACUGCAGCAUGUCAACUUGUAUCAUGUAGGCUCUGCAAUGGAAAAAUAAUCACUAAGUAAAAAGUGGAGAAAAUUAAAAUUUGAAUUUAUUUAGUUUGACAACAACCUACCUUGCAUGUGUAACAUACCCACUGUUCUGUGCACUUCUGAAGGAUUAUAAUGAAAUGUACACCAC